UGCUCGUAUAGCACUCACAUGCACUUCGCUUUAGCGUUUCCUGGCCUCAUGAGCCCGCGCGGCGCCUAGGAUCUCUCAUGUGGACUUCACUUCUGCGGUCGCUCCUGCCUCAUUGCGCGCUCUCUUGCAGACUAAUACGUGCUCCUUAGCUUUCCCACAUAUAUAGAAGCUGGCCGAUGAAUCUCUCCCGUUGCACUUUUUCAUCCACAAACCAUGACCAAGCCAGCGAGCAUGGUGCCCAAGAAGACCGCGGACCUUGCUCAGCAGGGGUCUUCCAUCUUUCCAUUCGAGAAGCUGCCGGCAGAGCUCAAAAACAAGAUCUAUUUCAACCUACUCCAGUGCGACACCCAGAUUACAGUCAGGCGCAGAACGGUGCCGAAAGGCGAUCCAGCGAGUACACGUCGUGGCAAGAAAAAGUCAGAGACCGCACCUGUCGCAUUUAAUUGGCAGAAGAAUCGGCGGACGCGAACCUUCUCGUUUGGCAGUCAUGGCGCGAGUAUCCUCCGCACAAGUUCCACCAUCUACAAGGACACGCUUCCGGUGCUUUACGGCGCGAACCGGUUCGCUAGCGAAGGUCUCUUAAGCAUGGUCGACUUCAUUGCCUCAAUCGGCCCGGGCAAAAAGCACCUCCGGGACAUAGCUCCAGCAACCUUGAACUACCUCACUCUGGCCACUGCUACGAACUCGUUCGCAAACCUCGAGCGGCUAGAGCGCUUGUGCCUUUACGUUGUUGCGGACUAUUGGAGGAGUGCCGAAAGCUCGUUUCAAGAGCGUCAGAAAGGUCUUGUAACAUACGUCAAGGCUGGCCACGCGCCGGAACAGCGUCGGCGCCUGUUCGACACGAUCCACUUUGUUGUCCGCAACUACCAUCGCAUGGAUGUGUACACUGCGCUGACUGGAAAGGAGCCGGAAGUGACGGUCGAGGAGCUGCCGGCCUGGCUUAAGCGACGCUUGGAGAAGUGUCUUAUCGAGCGGAAGAUUCUGAAGCCACUUGAAGAUGGAUUGUGAGGGCUAGCAAGCUUACCAGAAGGAAUGCAAGGUGCAAGGAUCUCUAACGACACCUUUUCAGCAUACGUCAGUCUCCGGUUGGAAGGAAGUACGGUUGGGACGCUAGGGAUGGGGCUGCACUGAGGCUGCGAGCAAGUCGAGGCUCAGAUGCCCAACUAGGUCACUUGGGCUAACUUGAGAACAAAAGUUAAGUACUUACAAUCACUUCCCAGUAUCACUAUCGACUCUUCACUGCCUUG
Messenger RNA from Baudoinia panamericana UAMH 10762, 1247 nucleotides. RefSeq lists its product as uncharacterized. The record is from RefSeq and is a predicted model, not a curated record. The transcript has a single exon. The coding region runs from base 214 to 1008 and encodes 264 amino acids. NCBI's taxonomy places the organism in Eukaryota, Fungi, Ascomycota, Dothideomycetes, Mycosphaerellales, Teratosphaeriaceae.